Molecule: messenger RNA, 1300 nt
Organism: Pyrus x bretschneideri (Chinese white pear)
Lineage: Eukaryota; Viridiplantae; Streptophyta; Magnoliopsida; Rosales; Rosaceae
Product: caffeic acid 3-O-methyltransferase-like
Exons: 5
Coding region: 67-1164 (365 amino acids)
Biological process (GO): methylation
Molecular function (GO): S-adenosylmethionine-dependent methyltransferase activity; O-methyltransferase activity; protein dimerization activity
Source: RefSeq, a predicted model, not a curated record
CUCCUCUCCUCUCCUCGUUCCUCUCUCUCUCUCUCUCUCUCUCUCUCCAAACACCAAAUCCUAAAAAUGGGUUCGACCGGAAAGACUCAGAUGACUCCAACCCAAGUCUCCGAGCAAGAAACAAACCUCUUCGCCAUGCAGCUAGCCAACGCCCCCGUUCUCCCCAUGGUGCUUAAGACAGCCCUCGAGCUCGACCUCCUCGAGAUCAUGGCGAAAGCCGGGCCUGGCGCUUUCGUUUCUCCGGCGGACUUAGCUUCGCAGCUGCCGACCAAGAACCCUGACGCCCCCGUCAUGCUGGACCGCAUGCUGCGCCUCCUGGCCAGCUACUCCGUCCUCACUUACUCCCUCCGCACGCUACCCGACGGCAAUGUCGAGCGGCUGUACGGCCUCGGCCCCGUAUGCAAGCUCUUGACAAAGAACGGGGAUGGUGUUUCCUUUGCUCCUCUCUGCGUCAUGAGUCAGGACAGGAUCUUUAUGGAGAGCUGGUACCACUUGAAAGAUGCAGUUCUUGAAGGAGGAAUUCCAUUCAACAAGGCCUUUGGAAUGACUGCUUUUGAGUACCCUGGCACUGACCCUAGAUUCAACAAGGUCUUCAACAGGGGAAUGGCUGUCCAAUCUACCAUUAUCAUGGAAAAACUUCUAGAGACCUACAAGGGCUUUGAGGGCCUCACAUCCGUCGUAGAUGUUGGCGGUGGCACUGGCGCUGCUGUUAACAUGAUCGUUUCUAAGUACCCCUCGAUUAAGGGUAUCAACUUUGACUUGCCUCAUGUCAUAGACGAUGCUCCCCAAUUUCUUGGCGUGGAGCAUGUUGGAGGAGACAUGUUUGCAAGUGUUCCAACGGGAGAUGCAAUUUUCAUGAAGUCGAUAUGUCACGACUGGAGUGACAAUCACUGCUUGAAAAUUUUGAAGAACUGUUAUACCGCGCUCCCUGACAAUGGGAAGGUGAUUCUUGCUGAGGGCAUUCUUCCAGUAGCUCCAGACAGCAGCCUUGCCACCAAGGUAGUUGUCAAUCUCGACGUGAUCAUGUUGGGUUACAACCCCGGAGGAAAAGAGCGGACGGAGAAGGAGUUUGAGGCCUUGGCUAAGGGAUCUGGAUUCAAAAGCUUCCGCGUCAUCUGCUCCGCUUUCCACAUCUAUGCCAUUGAGUUUCUUAAGAAGAUUUGAGUAUAACUUUGGCAGUGGUAUGCUGCCGUCUGCCUUCAUAUUGCUUUUAUUUUGAUAUGGUGGUCGCAUAUUUUUCACCAUAACUAGGUUAUUAUAUGUUACAAAAAAAAAAUGGUAAUAAGAAAGUGAUUUUAUG